AAAAAAAAAAUCGAAAUUGUAUGAACCCAACCAAAACCCUAAUUCAGUAAAAAUGCCCAAAUCAGAAUCCGAAGAAAAAGCAUCAUCAUCUUCAUCAGAAGAGGGAACCGAUAAUGAAGCGGCGAAAGGAAACGGCGGCGGCCGGAGAAAUCAAGAUGAAAAGCUACCGGACUAUGAAAUGCAGAGGCUGAAUAGAAUCGAAGAGAAUAAUAAAAGAAUGGAAGCUUUGGGGCUGCGUAAAAUGGCGAAUUCCUUCAUGGGAACUAUUCAGAAAUCGCAGACUGUGAAAAAGGGGAAGAAAAAAGUGUGUGAUGAAGAAGAUGAAGAAUAUAAUCCAACCCAAGAGGAUGAGGACGAAGAUUCUUCAUCGUCUGAGAAGAACGAGGUGAAGAGAAACACUUCUACUUCUAAGAAACGAGGCCCUACACAAAAACCCACUCCCGAUUCAGAUUUUGUGGACGACGAUGAUGCUUUGAUGCAGGCAAUUGCUCUAUCCCUGCAGGAUUCUGCAGGGUUUUUAGAUGUAAAAAGCAGCACACUUCCUCGAAAAAAUCCCUGCAUUUCAGAUGAUUCUGGAAAGAGGAAGAAAAAGAAAUUGGGUAAACAGAUUACCAGUCGAGUGCAAAUGACCGAAGAUGAAAUGCUUAUACACUUCUUCCAGUUUGAUGAAACUGGGAAAGGGGGCAUCACUCUCAGAGAUAUACAGAGACUAGCCACAGCACAUGAUUUUACAUGGUCGGAAAAAGAAUUGGCCGAUAUGAUAUUUUGCUUUGACAACGAUGGAGAUGGAAAGAUAAGCUUUGAUGACUUCCGGAAGAUUGUCGGUAGAUGCAACAUGCUAAAAGUUUGUGAUGAUGGUGGAAAUGGUUACUAAGCAAGGAUCAUGAAGAACUUCUCCGUCGUCAUUGAAGCCUCACGAAUUUCUCUAACUAUAUAUAUCAUUAUAUGUAUAUACUUUUAUAGUUCCUCCUGUUUUUAACAUCGGCGAAUUCACCAGAACAAGAAUUUCAGAAACAUGUACAAUGACGGGGAGAAAUAAAAGUAAACGAAAAACCAUGAUUCCAUAAA
Messenger RNA from Erythranthe guttata (spotted monkey flower), 1068 nucleotides. RefSeq lists its product as hypothetical. Lineage: Eukaryota; Viridiplantae; Streptophyta; Magnoliopsida; Lamiales; Phrymaceae. Gene Ontology annotation, molecular function: calcium ion binding. The record is from RefSeq and is a predicted model, not a curated record.